AUGCUCGCCAACGCGGCCACCAUGCGGAUCCUCAUCAAGGGGGGGAAGGUGGUGAACGAUGACUGCACGCUGGAGGCGGACGUCUACAUCGAGAACGGCAUCAUCCAGCAAGUGGGCCGCGAGCUCAUGAUCCCCGGCGGGGCCAAGGUCAUCGACGCCACCGGCAAGCUCGUUAUCCCAGGCGGCAUCGACACCAGCACCCACUUCCACCAGACCUUCAUGAACGCCACCUGCGUGGAUGACUUCUACCACGGCACCAAGGCAGCCCUGGUGGGAGGGACGACGAUGAUCAUCGGCCACGUCCUGCCGGACAAGGAGACCUCGCUGCUGGACGCCUACGAGAAGUGCCGCAGCCUGGCCGACCCCAAGGUCUGCUGCGACUACGCCCUGCACAUGGGCAUCACUUGGUGGGCGCCCAAGGUGAAGGCGGAGAUGGAGACGCUGGUGCGGGAGAAGGGAGUGAACUCCUUCCAGAUGUUCAUGACCUACAAGGACCUGUACAUGCUGCGGGACAGUGAGCUCUACCAGGUCUUCCGGGCAUGCCGCGACAUCGGGGCCAUCGCCCGGGUCCACGCCGAGAACGGCGAGCUGGUGGCUGAGGGAGCGAAGGAGGCGCUGGACCUGGGCAUCACGGGGCCGGAGGGCAUUGAAAUCAGCCGGCCCGAAGAGCUGGAAGCCGAGGCCACGCACCGCGUCAUCACCAUUGCCAACAGGACCCACUGCCCUGUCUACCUGGUGAACGUCUCCAGCAUGUCCGCAGGGGAUGUCAUCGCCACUGCCAAGAUGCAAGGGAAGGUGGUGUACGCGGAGACGACCACGGCACACGCCACGCUCACCGGGCUGCACUACUACCACCAGGACUGGUUCCACGCCGCCGCCUACGUCACCGUGCCGCCGCUGCGCCUGGACACCAACACCUCCGCCUACCUCAUGAGCCUGCUCGCCAAUGACACGCUGAACAUCGUGGCCUCCGACCACCGGCCCUUCAGCACCAAGCAGAAAGCCAUGGGCAAGGAGGACUUCACCAAGAUCCCCCACGGCGUCAGUGGGGUGCAGGACCGCAUGAACAUCAUCUGGGAGCGAGGCGUGGUCGGGGGCAAGAUGGAUGAGAACCGCUUUGUGGCCGUGACCAGCUCCAACGCCGCCAAGAUCCACAACCUGUACCCCCGCAAGGGCCGGAUCAUCCCUGGAGCCGACGCCGAUGUCGUGGUCUGGGACCCCGAGGCCACCAAGACCAUCUCGGCCAGCACCCAGGUGCAGGGGGGGGACAUCAACCUGUACGAGAACAUGCGGUGCCACGGGGUGCCCCUGGUCACCAUCAGCCGCGGACGCGUGGUCUACGAGAACGGCGUCUUCAUGUGCGCCGAGGGCACCGGCAAGUUCUGCCCGCUCCGCUCCUUCCCGGACUCCGUCUACAAGAAGCUGGUGCAGCGGGAGAAGCCACCGUGGCACUGCCCUGCGCCGGACAGGACCGAGCCACGCGCCACGCUCGGCCAGGAGCGGGGCUGGCUGCGUCCCACGUCCUCGGCUGCGGCGCUCCGUGCUGCCCACGCUCACUGUGGCUCAGCGCUGGCUGGGCCAGGGCUGGCAACCUCGGGCGAUGCUCCCUGCCGGCAGCCCACUCGGUGCUCCCGCCGGUGCGGCACGAGGCACCGGUACUCGCCCACCGCGUGCGGCGCAGCCGAGGCGGGAGCGGGGCUGCGGGACGCGGAGCGCCCGCCGUCCCCACGGUGCUGGCGGAGGGCUGGGAGCCGGGACCCCGUGGGGGUGCCAGGGAGACCAUCGCGCUCUUGCCCCAGCGCCGGCGGCCCUCAUGCCCGUCCGUCCGUCUGUCCGGCAGGUUCUCAGAUCGAUGACCACGUUCCAAAGCGAGCUUCGGCCCGGAUUCUCGCUCCCCCCGGAGGCCGGUCGAGCGGCAUUUGGUAG
This is a messenger RNA of Nipponia nippon (crested ibis), 1926 nucleotides long. The record is from RefSeq and is a predicted model, not a curated record. Lineage: Eukaryota; Metazoa; Chordata; Aves; Pelecaniformes; Threskiornithidae.